AUGCAAGAUUAUGAUCCAGAUACACUGUGUGCAGUCCUUACAAUCUCACUAGAUGAAGGAACUGGAUAUGCCGCACAGUUAAACAAGCUCUCUUCAUUCUUGGAACAGGCAAAAAUGAAAGGUUUGCCAGAACCAUACCAAGAUUUGACUGAAAUCCUUGUGUACGAAUCGUUCCCUCCAAUAUUAACUAAAGUUCUUCAGUUAGAGAGCGUUACUACAACAGAUGAAAUGGCAAUUCUUGCAUUUAUUAAGACAGCAAUUGGUAUAAUUAUGUGGAGCUUUACCAUCAAAAAGAAAUACACUUUACUAAAGUACUUAUCUCAAAUAUUCGAUCCUUCGAUGCCUAUUUACAUUUACAACGGAAGAAAACAAAAUUUGCCAUAUUCUUCUUAUAUGACAGAUUUUGCUAACAAUGCUAAACAGAAGUAUAUUCAUGUUAUGCUAUUUUCUGCAAUGGGCAAAGAUUUAUCAAUAGAUGAGCUUGUUUCCGUUUUUGAUGUAAUUCGCCGAUUAUGCAUGCUUUUAGGAACAAAUGCUAUCUUCAACAAGAUCGAUAAUCAAGUACAAUCAAUAAAUCAAGCCAUAACAAAUAUACUUUCUGAGCAAAACGACAGAAAUUUACAUCAUAAGCAAAUUAUACAAAUAUACGAAUACAUUUUUGAAUGUGUCAACCAUCCACUUAUUGUUGAUUGCGCUUGCAAUGUUGUUAACCGCUUUAUUACCUCAGAUAUUGUAGAAGUCAAGAUGUCAGGAUUCAGACUUUCCCAAAUCAUCUUUACAAAAGCAAUUACAGGUAUCACACCUCUUACAGGCAGCCAGACAAACUUGCUCGCAGCUGUUUCCAAGAACGCCAAUUCAAUUGAGCAAUUUGAAGUAAUCAAGCCGAUUUUCAUCAAUUUUGCCAAGCAUAACCAUCUUUCUCCUGUUCUAAUCAAAUCAUUGUACGAGUCUGUAAAGUCCCAACACGCUUCCAUCCUCAACAAAUGCGAAAUUAUUUUUGCAGAUAUCGCAUUGAACCUUCAGAACCCAGACAUAAUCUUAGAGUUCCAAGAUUUGUCUCCUAACAUCCUCGGAAGACUCUUGGAAGGUCACCAGUACGCCAGAGUCGUUUCUAUAAUGUUGUGGUCGAAUAUCAGAGACAACAGUGAAGUUUUCGAGACUUUAACGAAAACAGCUUCGAGAGCAGACUUAGGAGACUUAAUUCCAAAGGCUGUUGAACUGAGUUCUGAAAAGAAUUUUACAGAAAAAAGUGUCACUUUAAUUGACAAAAUUUUGUCAAAUACAAAAACCGUUUUUAAUCCAUCUACACUUGUAGAUCAAGUUAUAGAACACGAAAACUUGGAAUCCAUGAUCAUGACAUUAGUAUCUAUCAUGUCUAGAUCGAAAUCACAUUUUUCGGCCGGCCAAUUAUCAAAAAUUUUUGAAAAACUGACAAAAGAAAGUCAAACAAAGUUUUUCAAACAAAUUUUGCCAGAUAUCGGUUUAUCUUUGGUCGAUCAAGACUCCAUUGAUCCAUUAUUACGUAUUAUAAACCAAACAGAAGAUAUCGAAAUCCUCAGACAUUGUUACAUCAAUUUGCAAUAUUCAAAUGCAAAUCCUAUAUUGAUAACAACUGUUUUCAACGCCGCAUACGAAAAAAUAUGGCAAAACUGUCUGAAGAAUGAUGAGCAGUCCAUGAAAUUGUUGUUGGAAGUUAAAGAACCUCAUAAUCUUCCAUCAAAAGUCAUGGAAAUAACAAACAAAGCAAUUUCCGUUUUACAAACAAAAAGUGACACUGCAUUGAAACUUUUAAGUGACUGUUUGAACCUUUGCAAUGAGUAUAUUUCACCUUUAUCUUUGAACUACAAGCCACAUAAAGUUUCUUUUGACAAUGAACUAAUUACCAUAAAAGUGACAUAUCAAAUUAAGAACUUUACAAUUAAUUGUUUGAAGAACGAAAGUGUCAGGACUAUCAAACCAUUAGCCGCCAAAUCAUUGGAUGUUGAUGAGCAGUCUAUUGUUAUUUACCACAAUAAAUCAGUUGUAAAAGACGGUUUUGUCAGAGAUUUGACACCUCCUGAAAUCGAAAUCAGAAUUAAGAAUGAAUACGACAAAGGAGUUCAUUUCACACUGAAAAAUCAUCCAAUAACUAUCCUCAAAGACCAUGUCAAUGAGUUGUUCCAGUUCUUGAGUGAGGAAAACCUUUCUCUCCAGUGUUUCAAUGUUUUACAACAAUUGCCAACUCCAACUAAUUAUAAAAUUGAUAACCUUAAAUAUUCAGAGCCCUAUCGUUAUCUCUAUCAGUUGCAAUACAUUUACUGCGAAAAGGAGAAGAACCAGGCAUUGAUUCCAGGCGUCAAAGAAAUAUUCGAAAAUAAUUUCGAGCUACUUUUGCCAGAAUCAAAAUUAAUUUCAUUGUUUUUAAUUUCUGAACCCUCUGAAAAGAUGAUCGGCAGCCUUCUCAAAUUAGUACAAUUACCAAAUGAUGAAUACUUUGUUAAGUUAUCUGAUAUGCUUAUCAAAUUAGUUGAGAACUUGCAAGUUGAUUUAGAAGAAAACGACUUGAAAGUUUUAUUAUUCGACGAAAGAAGAAAUUUCGUUGAAAAACUUCUCAAAACUAAAUUGAUCAAAAAUCAGAACUUUUCAAAGAUCUGGACUAUCUUCAAUAGUUUACAGAAUUAUGCAGAACAUGUCUACAUUUUCACAGAGAUUUCUGUUCCUUUGGAAAUGGCCGGCCAAUUAGAACAAAUUCUCAGAAAUUGUGACAUCAAAAAUUCAGAAGUUUUGACGGUUUUAGCAGAUUUAUGUGACCGCUGGAAUGAAUUUCCUAUUUCUAUUUAUUCAGAGCGAAUUAUGAACGAUUACAUUCUUUGCAAGAACAAGAAUGUCAAUGUCAAUUUUGCUCCAUUCCAGUUUAUUCUUUCUAUGAUGAAAAGAUCAGAAGAAUUCAAACAAAACACGAUAAACAGCAUUUUCCAAACAUUGCCAAUGAAUUCUCCAUGGGGAUACACACCGAGCAACGAGAUGAAAUCUAUUGCUACUAACAGAUGCGGUUUGAAUAAUUUAGGUGCAACAUGUUACAUCAAUUCUUUGAUUCAAAUUUUGUUUUCUAUCGAACCAUUCAGGAACUUCAUCAUUUCAACAAAAUUUGAUGACGAAGGGUUGAAUUAUUUACAUAUUUUGUUUACCAAACUAAUGUACAGUGAUUCUCAUUAUGUCGACAUGAAAGAGUUCACUUCUCGUUGGAAAGAUUACGAUGGACAACCAGUAAACGUAAGACAACAACAAGAUUGUCAUGAUUUCUUAUUGCAAUUGUUCUCAAAAUUGGAAAAUUAUCCAAUUAUGUCACUUUUUACUGGAUUAACAAUUGAACAUUUCAUUGGAUUGACUAAUGAUUUCCAUUCCGAGAGAUCUGAAUCAUUCCCUAGUUUAUCAAUACCUAUUAAAGACAUCACUAACAUUGAUGAUUCUUUGAAACUUUUCUGCACUCCAGAAACAAUCGAAGAUUACAGAGAUGAAAAGUAUCCAGAAAAAUUCAAUAUCCAAAGAUACACAACAAUUGAGAAAUUGCCUCCAAUUUUAAUCAUCCAACUAAAGAGAUUCGAUUACAGUGUCGAAACAGGAAUGAGAACAAAGAUUGAUUCCAUUUUCGAAGUCCCAGACGAAUUCGAAAUCAAUGGAAAGAAGUUGUCAUUGAUCGGAACAGUUGUUCAUCAAGGUGAUGCAGAAGUUGGUCAUUACAUUUCUUAUUUGAAAGGCGAAAAAUGGAUGAAUUUCAACGACCAAAGCACUAAAUUCGUUUUUCUUGAAGAAGCAAAAAGUGCAAAUUCAGGUGUUGGAGAAUACGGAACAUCCGCAUAUUUGCUUUUCUACAAGAACAAUGAUUACAAAGAAGAUUUCGGAAUGGAAAUAAAAGUUGACGAAGAAAUCAUUAAUCAAAUCAAGAUAGAAAACGACAGAUUGAUUAUUGACAAAGUUUAUUACUCCAAACAAUUUGUAGAUUUCAUUUGUCAUCUCGUUGAUUACAAAGAAUGUAACCAAAUUGUUAUUAACUACUUCAUGAAAGUUUUGAGUCAUUCUGAUGAUAAUGAAUCAUUUGCAAAACUUUCGCAAAAGAUUUUGGAGAAAUUUGAUGAGAAUCAUUUGUUCAAUGACAGUUUAGAAGUAAUUCAAAAUGAAUUGGCAAUAAUCAAAUACAUUCUUGUUUAUUCUACAAACAAAGAAAUAAGAAACAUUUUCACUCAAUUCAUGAAACAAAUAUUUACAAGAAUGGGUUCUGAGAAUGAUUUGAUGAUCACUAUUUUCACAUUUAUUUACGAAUGGGAGAUGGAAAUCCUCCAAAACUGGAGAAAUUCAUUCGAUAUCUUCUCUGUUUUAGAAGUUUUCACUGAAAUUUCUCGUGAAAAUUGCCAGUUCUUGUUAUCAAUUGAUGCAGAUCAGUUCUUGAUCAAAUUCGUCACAGAAGAAGUUCCAACAUUUGUUAACAACAAACAGAACCAAUGUAGUGCUGAAAGAUUCAAGAGAUUAUCUGACUUCAGUCAUUUAAUUAAUACUCUUGUCAAUCUGAAAGUUCCUAAGGCAUAUUUAACUAAAGAUUUCAUGAAAUGGGUCAUUUCUUCAGAGAAAAUCGGUGACGCGAUCAUCAACAUGAUUGUUAAACUGAAGAUUGACAAUGUCGAGAAGUUCAUUGAUAUCGGUGUUAACAGUAUCAGUGAAGAACUUGUUAUUGACUUAAUUGCGAAAACUGAUUUCAUGUGUCCAAGAGCAUGGCUUGAAUCAGGACCUCUUUGUUCUCCAGAGUCAUAUUCAAGGAUGGCAAGAUGUUUGUCAACUGUUGAUGAUUUGUCUUCAUUCACAUUGAAGAACUAUGAAUUGAUGGGUGCAUUGCUUUUCGCUAAGAAUCAAAUUGUUGUACAAGAAGCAAUUAAUUCCAUUAAAGUUAACAGAAGAAAGAAUAAACAGAACAAACAAUUCUUUGGACCAUUCUUCAGAGAAAUCAAUUACAUACCAAUUUAUUCAAGAAACUUCUAUAAAACAAAUCAAUUGUCUGCUGCUGGCUCAUUCGAUAACUUCAAUGGUUUCCAGUUACUGAGAUAUUUAACUGAUGAAAUUAAUAGCGAAGAAAACAGUGAAAUCGAAAUAACACAACAAGACGUCGAAAUCGUUGUUUCCAAUUUAGAAAAAGUCGUAAAAGUCGGCGGAAAAUUCGAUGCACACACUGUUUGUAUGGUUGAACUUGCAACAUCAAUGUGUAUGACAAACAACAGCAAAAUCGAAAAAAAUGAGAUUGAAAGAGUCAUCGAAUUCUCACGAAAAGCGUUUGAUGUCAUUGACAUUAAAUGUUCACACAGAGAUUACGCGAUCAACAGUUACUUGAAACUCUUGGAAAUGUGUAUCCAAAAGACAAGAAUUUCAGUCGACCAAUUGAUGCCAGAAAACAACAGUAAUUUGUUGGUUGAACUCAUUUUCAGGCAGAAAUACAAUAAAUCAUUUAUUGAUUUCUGCAAAGAAUGCACAAAGAGAUAUGCAAACAGCACAAGAUUAUAUAAGAUUGUUUGCAAUGGUUUGUUCAAAGAGAAAGUAACAACAAACCAGUUGUAUGAGAUCUUAACAAUGUUCAAGAAAGAUGUUGUCACAGCAAACAGUAUGUAUUUACUAGGAAAGACAGAAUCAAUUAAGUAUUUGAUCGAAGGAAUCACUAAAUUAGAUCCAAAUGUUGAUUAUUUCGAUGAAAGUCUUUUGUUUGUUGAAAACAUGAUGUACAAUGCAACACAUCAAGUCUACGACAUCAUGUUGAAGAACAACAAGAUCGUUGAGUCUUUCUUCAGAAUGGCAUCUUCUCAAGACAUGAAGAAAGGAAAGAGUCACAUUGUCAAGAUUCUCUCAUUCAUUAUUGAGUUUGGAGGAGAAAAUAUUGACAAGUUGUUUAUGUCAGAUCAAGUUAUUGGUUCAGAAUUAGAUGAAAGAUCUCGUGAUGAAUGGGUUUCCUCUCUUUUGUUGUUGAUUUGCAAACUGUGGAUUGACAAGAAACCUCCAAAUUCUUUAUUAGUUUUCUUGGGAAGAGAAAUGUCAACACAUUUCCGACAGACAAAUGAUAUAUUAAACAUGAGAGCAACUCUUAACUCAUUAGUUCAAAUUAAACAAAACAUCAAUCCUAUGUUUUUGGAUGUUUUCUUCGAUGUAUUGCACACAGAGAAGGUAAUUCACCUUCCUUGGAGAUUGAAAUGCAGAGGUGAUGAAACAUUCGAAGGAUUGUUCGCAAUAACAAUGACAAUUGUUAUGAAAUUCAAGGAUAGAGAACUGCUGGAUAACUUAUCAAAAGCUGCUGAAAUCAGUGCAUCUAAUUCUCCUUUCCAUGCAAAACUUAAGCAAGAAAUAUCCAAACUGUAA
Trichomonas vaginalis G3 is the source of this 6369-nucleotide messenger RNA. Its product is annotated as ubiquitinyl hydrolase protein. Lineage: Eukaryota; Parabasalia; Trichomonadida; Trichomonadidae. Gene Ontology annotation, biological process: protein deubiquitination. Gene Ontology annotation, molecular function: cysteine-type endopeptidase activity; cysteine-type deubiquitinase activity. The record is from RefSeq and is a predicted model, not a curated record. Gene Ontology annotation, cellular component: nucleus; cytosol. The transcript has a single exon. Bases 1 to 6369 code for a protein of 2122 amino acids.